Messenger RNA from Soboliphyme baturini, 1238 nucleotides. The record is from the annotation of a GenBank genome assembly. Lineage: Eukaryota; Metazoa; Nematoda; Enoplea; Dioctophymatida; Soboliphymatidae.
AUGUCGAAUAAACUUGAACAGGAACUCUCUCACUUACUUAUCACGGAAGAACACGUCGUUUCUUUCGCCAAUCAGCAGCUUAACUUGACUUCGGCCGAGGAUGCUGCGGAUGUUUCGAAUGCGAUAAAAUCUGCCGAAAAGAUGACGACUUUAAUUCUCACUGGAAAUACGUUGGGUAUUGAAGCGUCAGAGCGAAUCGGCAAAGCCAUUACUCAUCAUCGGGAGUUGAAGAAAUACCUGUGCAAAGCGUUCGUUACGGCGCACUGCUCGCUGACGGAGUUGGACCUGAGUGAUAACGCGCUGUCGGUUGUCGGCGCCCAUGCAAUCGAUUUCUUUUUGCGUAGUCCAUCUUGCAGUAGCUUAAAGAUCCUUCGACUAGACAACUGUGGCUUGGGAAUCGCAGGCGGAAAGGAAGAGGCCGUUAUUCGCAGCUGUGUUGCCUACGGAACGUGUCAGAUCGCCGAGCCAGCUUCCCAUGCAUGUCUGACAUCGUUUCGCUGCUUUCAGAUAGUCGCCCGUGCGUUGUUGGAAUGUCAAAGACGGGCUACGGCGAGAGGCACUAGGAUGCAAUUGACAACGUUUUCAGCCGGACGCAACAGGUUGGAGAAUACGGGUGCCGUUGCACUCGCAAAGGCUUUCAAAGCUAUUGCCAUUCUCGAAGACCUAUCUUUGCCACAGAAUGGCAUCCACUUCAUCGGUGUCGCGGCGCUGGCCAAAGCUUUCGAAUUUAAUCCGAACCUGAUGUCUAUCAACUUUUGUGACAAUACAUUGGGCGUGAAAGGCAGCCGGGCUCUUGCCGAGGUGUUACCAAAGUUGAAACAUCUCAGGGUUCUAAACCUGAGCGACUCGUUAGUAAAGUCUUCCGGUGCGCUGGUGAUUGCGCAUGCUUUGAGAAGUUCCAUUUCACCGUUGAGGGAACUGUAUCUUGAUGGUUGUGAGCUGAACUACAACGCGUGUUUGGGAAUAGUGGAAUCAUUGCAAUCACGGGAAAAUAACCAAAUCGGAGAAACUGGUAUCGAAAAGUUGAACAAAACUUUGGAUACUUAUGGCAUGAAACGCUGUCUGUUGCCGAUUGAAGAAGAUGCUGGCACGGCUGAUGAGUCAGAAGAGGAAGAAGAUGAGGAUAAAGACCUAACAUCUGAGGAAGAGGCCAGUUGCAAUAAAAGUAGCAUGGAGGCAACUGCUGACAAGGUAUUUAUUUCACUGAACUAUCAGGCGUUAAAUAUGCCAACGUAAAG